AUGGCUUUCGGAAGGACGCGAAACGCUAAGAGAUCAUCUUCCUCGAAUUCAUAUGUCUCGACCAUUACAACCGUAUUCUUUAUAACCCUUUUUGUUUUAGGUGUAUGGAUGCUUACCUCUGAUGAUGCAGUUUCUCUGAAGGCUACAACUCGAGCUUCUACCACUAUUACGCCUGAUGGUAAAGGGAGCUCUGGCUCGUUUGAUGAUAAUCCCGGAGAUCUACCAGAAGAUGCUUUAAAAACAGAUGAGAAGUAUCAAGGAGAUAAAAAUAAGUUAGAUCAAGGUAGUGCUAAGGAUUUUUCUAAGGAAUCUAAUGUAGGAGGAUCCUACGAUCAUAAUAAAGGGGAAAAUGAACCUAAAAUUGACGAAAAUGCGCAGACUCUGGGUGACAAAGAGUCCGCUGAAGAACAUGAAAAGCAAAAUGAACGCCAAAUACAAGUCUCAGAAGAGAGUACACUCACCGAGAAGCAGAACAUUCAACGAAGCAUUACGCAGGAUCAAGACAAUAAGAAAGGUACACUAUCGGAUCAGGUAGAUGAAAGAAGAGAUGGUGAUCAAAGCAAGGAAGAUGCAACACAAAAGUAUGAUAGCCAACAACUUAACCAGCAACAACUUAUGGAGGACCAACAACAAGAACAGGAAAAAGAACAACAAAAGGCUAAAAACAAACAAAAUUUGGAUGAUCAUCAACAAGAUCCGGAGCAUUUACAACAAAAGGAUAUCAACCAACAACAGGCUACAGAGGAACAACAGGAGCAGCAACCACAGGAUGAGAAACCAAUCACAUUUAGUGAUGAAACGAAGAAUGGUCCAUUAAAACAAGAUAGCACAGAAGAUUCAGCGAUAAAACAGGAAAGAGAGGACACAAACCAGCAAGAGAAACCAAUGGACAGGCAGCAGGAAGAAGAAGCAGGUAAGCAGGCAGAUCCCGAGCAGGAGAAUGCAAAAAGUACUCAGACAAGUAAACAGGAAACAAUGGGAUCAACUGAAGAGAAAUCAACAGGGUCACAUUCACUCCCUACAUCAGGGAUUCCAAAAGAGUCCAAUGAAUCAAAAAGGUCUUGGUCGACUCAGGCAGCUCACUCCAAUGAUGAGAAGCAAAGACAGAAGGAGACUGUAAAGGGACAAGAUGAGGAGAAACUAUAUGGGUACACAUGGAAGCUUUGUAAUGCGACAGCAGGUGCAGACUAUAUACCAUGUUUGGACAAUGAGAAAGCGUUGAAAAAAUUGCGUACUACCAAACAUUUCGAGCAUCGUGAGAGGCAUUGCCCUGAGGAUCCCCCAACUUGCCUUGUCCCAGCUCCUCAAGGCUAUAAGAAACCUGUUCCAUGGCCACAAAGCAGGGACAAGAUUUGGUUUCACAAUGUACCCCACCAAGAAUUAGCACAGGUGAAAGGCCAUCAGAACUGGGUGAAAGUUACAGGGGAGUUCUUAACUUUCCCCGGAGGUGGAACGCAAUUUAUACAUGGUGCUUUCCAUUAUAUCGAUUUCCUUGAAAAGACAGUUCCAGGAAUUAAAUGGGGCAAGCACACAAGAGUCAUAUUAGAUGUUGGAUGCGGUGUUGCAAGUUUUGGAGGCUUUCUUUUUGAGAGGGAUGUACUUACCAUGUCAUUUGCGCCUAAAGAUGAACACCAAGCUCAGGUUCAGUUUGCUUUGGAGAGAGGUAUACCUGCAAUAUCAGCUGUGAUGGGUUCUCAAAGGCUCCCAUUCCCUAGCAGAGUGUUUGAUGCUGUGCAUUGUGCUCGUUGUAGGGUUCCUUGGCAUGCUGAAGGUGGUAGACUUCUGCUCGAACUUAACAGAGUACUAAGACCUGGAGGCCAUUUUAUUUGGUCAGCAACACCUGUUUACCAAAUGCUUGAAGAAGAUGUAGAGAUAUGGGAAGCAAUGACUGCAUUGACUAAAUCAAUGUGCUGGAGACUUGAGAAGAAAGAGAAAGAUGCUCUAAAUAAGGUUGGAGUUGCCAUAUUCCGCAAACCAACAAACAACCAAUGCUAUGACCAAAGAAAGGAAAAUAAACCUCCAAUGUGUAAAAGUGAUGAUGAUCCUGACGCAGCAUGGUAUGUCCCACUGCAAGCAUGCAUGCAUCGUGUGCCAACUGAUGCAUCAGCAAGGGGAGGAAAAUGGCCAAUUAGGUGGGCUAAAAGGUUGGAGACUCCGCCAUAUUGGUUGAACAAAACUCAGAUGGGAAUAUACGGAAAACCAGCACCUGAUGAUUUUGAAAAAGACUAUGAGCACUGGCAAGAUGUGGUGAACAAGUCAUACUUCAAUGAACUAGGCAUCAGUUGGGAAAAUGUACGGAAUGUUAUGGACAUGAGAGCUGUUUACGGAGGAUUUGCAGCAGCAUUAAGAGACCGUAAAAUCUGGGUCCUUAAUGUUGUCAAUGUAAAUGCUCCAGACACACUUCCUAUAAUCUACGAAAGAGGCCUCUUCGGGAUCUACCAUGACUGGUGUGAAUCUUUCAGCACAUACCCACGAAGCUACGACCUUCUGCAUGCUGAUCAUCUAUUCUCAAAACUGAAAGGAAGGUGCAAACUUAUGCCAGUGAUGGCAGAAGUAGACAGAAUAGUCAGACCUGGAGGAAAAUUGAUUGUUCGCGACGAGUCCAGCGCAAUUGGAGAAGUUGAAAAUCUGCUAAAAUCACUGCACUGGGAGGUUCAUUUAACUUUCUCCAAAGAUCACGAAGGAAUACUCAGUGCAACCAAAUCUGACUGGCGACCAACAAAUGAAUCUUCAUGA
Amaranthus tricolor (Joseph's coat) is the source of this 2736-nucleotide messenger RNA. RefSeq names its product probable methyltransferase PMT27. The transcript has 8 exons. Gene Ontology annotation, cellular component: trans-Golgi network; endosome; cytoplasm. Lineage: Eukaryota; Viridiplantae; Streptophyta; Magnoliopsida; Caryophyllales; Amaranthaceae. Gene Ontology annotation, molecular function: methyltransferase activity. The record is from RefSeq and is a predicted model, not a curated record. Bases 1 to 2736 code for a protein of 911 amino acids.